Mycena indigotica is the source of this 1821-nucleotide messenger RNA. Its product is annotated as AP-1 complex subunit gamma. The coding region runs from base 1 to 1821 and encodes 606 amino acids. Gene Ontology annotation, molecular function: clathrin-cargo adaptor activity. The record is from RefSeq and is a predicted model, not a curated record. The transcript is spliced from 10 exons. Gene Ontology annotation, cellular component: membrane coat; AP-1 adaptor complex; Golgi apparatus. Gene Ontology annotation, biological process: receptor-mediated endocytosis; intracellular protein transport; Golgi to vacuole transport. Lineage: Eukaryota; Fungi; Basidiomycota; Agaricomycetes; Agaricales; Mycenaceae.
AUGGUCUAUAAUAAUCUGAAAGUCCUGACUCCAGCCCUCAUCAAAGGCAUCCGCGCCUGCAAAGUAGUGAAUGUGGCGAGAAAUUGCUAUGCUUCUAACUAUCGCGACAGACCGUGGCCGAUGAGCACACUCUCAUCCAGCAGGAAUCUGCAGCAAUACGGACGUCAUUCAAGGAAGAGGACUCGUUUUGCGCGACACAACAAUGAUAUCGCGAAACUCCUCUACAUCCAUAUGCUUGGGUCACCUGCUCACUUUGGGCAGAUACUAGAGUGCUUAAGGCUGGUCGCCAGUCCACGUUUUGCCGACAAACGGUUAGGAUAUUUGGGGAUCAUGUUGCUUUUGGAUGAGAGCCAGGAGACUCUGACAUUGGUCACCAACUCGUUGAAAAACGACAUGAAUCACUCCAACGCGUACGUUGUUGGGCUGGCCCUAUGCACAUUCGCAAACAUAGCAUCGAAGGAGAUGUCAAGAGACCUGGCAAAUGAAAUCGAGAAACUUUUGGGCUCAAGCAGCACUUACAUUCGCAAGAAGGCGGCACUGUGCGCGCUUCGUGUGAUCAAGAAAGUCCCGGAACUCACCAACCACUUUAUUUCCAAAGCAAAGAACUUAUUGACCGACCGAAAUCACGGCGUCCUGCUGUCUUCAAUAACACUUGUCACUGAAAUGUGCCAUUCAGAGCCUGCGAUACGGGACGAGUUCCGAAACGCCGUACCUCUUCUCGUUCGCAACCUCAAGUCUCUUGUAACGACAGGCUAUAGUCCAGAGCACGACGUUUCAGGCAUCACAGACCCCUUCUUACAAGUCAAAAUUUUGCGAUUCCUCCGUUUUCUUGGUCGGGGUGAUGAAACAGCGAGCGAAGCUAUGAACGAUAUCCUCGCACAGGUUGCGACCAACACUGACUCCACGAAGAAUGUUGGCAACUCGAUUCUUUACGAGACCGUUCUUACUGUUCUGGAUAUCGAAGCCGACACUGGACUGCGCGUCGUUGCUAUCAACAUUUUGGGAAAGUUUUUGAGCGAUCGGGAUAACAACAUUCGGUGGUUUCAUUGGACACCAACGCCGUACAAAGGCAUUGCAACAUUAUUCUGGACUGCUUUGCGAGAUGGCGACAUAUCGAUCAGGCGGCGAGCUCUGGAGCUAUCUUAUGCUCUCAUUAAUGAAGGCAAUGUCCGCGUGCUUGUUCAAGAAUUGCUCGCCUUCCUUGAAGUAGCUGACGACGAAUUCAAGCUUGGAAUGACCACACAAAUAUCUCUCGCUGCAGAACGAUUCGCGCCAAACAAACGGUGGCACAUCGACACUGUCCUUCGAUUCCUGCAACUGGCUGGAAACUUCGUGCGGGAAGAGAUAUUGUCCGCCUUCAUUCGUAUGGUAGCGCAUACAUCAGAACUGCAAGCAUAUACUGCAUCAAAGCUCUAUGUUGCUUUGAUGGCCGAUAUUUCUCAAGAGUCUCUAACCCUCGCUGCAACCUGGGUCAUCGGUGAAUAUAGUGAACUGCUGUUGGAGGGAGGAAUUGUGGACGAGGACCCACGCAAACCUGUCUCGGACAAGCAAUUAAUUGACUUGCUGGUGUCGAUUCUCAAUUCACCAUAUGCCAACCUCCUUAUGCGACAGUUUGUGCUGACUGCAGUCACGAAGAUUUCAUCGCUGCCAGCAGUCGGUGUAACUCAGCAUGAGCUCAAGAAGGGUGUCUUGGAGAAAAUACCGCCUCCGGAACUAAAAGCUACUGUUAUCGCUGUCGUCAGUGAACAGAAACCAGUUGGCUCAACGAAAGCCACUGUUGUCGACGUACGUUCUGAAGCACGUUUGCCUGAUGUUACUUAA